AUGGGGGACGCGGUGGACUUUCUUGACAAGUUCAAUGUGCGCCGGGCCUCGGAUGUGACAAUUCGCUUCACUGUCACGGCCGCCAGCGCGCCGGGCGCUGAGCCCCCAGCAAAGCGGCAGCGCUGCGAUGCAGCGGGAACGGAGCAGCAGCAGCCGCAGGACCAGGACCAGGACCGGGAGCAGGAGCAGGAGCAGGAGCAGGAGCAGGAGCAAGGGGGGCAGCCGGACGGGCGGCAGCCGAGCCAGGAACGGCUGCGGCGCGUCGUUCGAGAGAUCUAUGGGCACUCCGUGAUCCUGACGAAGGCCAGCGAAUGGGCUGAGCGCAUGCUCAGCCCCGAAUGGAGCGCGGAAACGCCAGGCGUGCUAGAUGUCGAGUUGGAUGAUGAGGGCGAGGUGACAGCGGCAGAGCUGCUUUUCAAGAGCAUGUACAGCACUGCUGACGCUGGCAGGCCGCUGAAGGGGGCCGACCAGGCCACGCUGCUGCAGGUGCUGCUGCUGGCCGAUCGGUUGAGGGCAGAGCGCGCCUUGAGUGCCGCCGUGAAUGUCCUGAUCGCUACGGCCGGCGCUGGCACAGCCGACGUGCUUGAUUGGGACACGGUCCAUGCGCUCUACACCCUACCGCUGGCCGUAGCGAAGAGCAAGGCGCUCAAGCCGCUGCGGAGGGCGGCUGCGGUGGCGCUGCAGCAUCGCCUGGGCGAUUUAGAUGCAGCAUGGCUCGACGCGGCCCGCCGGGCGCAGCUGCUGGCGCUGCCGUUUGAAGCUGUGCGGCAGCUUGUCAGGGACGAGCGCACGCGCGUGAGCAGCGAGAACACAGUGGUGUACACAAUCGCGGCCUGGAUCGACGCGGCUGGCGGCGACGGGUGUGGCGCGAUGCAGCGCGCGGCGCUGGCGAAGCACGUACGGGCGCCGCAUUUGUCGUCGCUGUAUUGCGCGACUGCCGGCUCGCGGCUGUUGACCAGCUGGCUUCCGGACAUCAGCGGCGCGGACGUCCACUUCGCCGCCCUUUUCCAGGAGGUGGAUGAUGGCAGCAUGUUGCAGACCAGGCUCCUCAGGGCAAAGGGACUCCCCCUGGCGCGCCGCUCCGCCUGGCGGCUGCUGCCGCGCCCUCCCUCCAGCGUGACAGAGGCGAACGUCGAGUGGAGGCUGCCCCUGUCGGAAAUGCGGCAGCUGUACGAGAGGGCGGCGGCGGCGGCGGCAGGCAGCAAUCCAAUCGAGGCACGCUCAGAAGCCGUGGUGUUUCAAGGCUGCGUUUGGGACGCCAGGGUCAGGCCCAGGAAGGGCAAGGCGGGCGUGGUUCUAGAUGCGCACUUGCACCUGCGUCUGCCGCCUGGCUGCGGCGCGGCAUCGGUGCUGACGGCGCUGGUCGGGGUCGAGCCGCGGCCGCAGCUCGCGGAUGAUGCGGUCACCCCGCCCCUGCGAUUCACGACGUGGGUGUUUGAGGCGGGAUCGCGCCAGGGCCGUGCGGACGCGUUUGGCCUGGGGGAGUUGAAAGAGUGGGACGAGGUGGUGUGGCGCAACAAGGGGCUGCUGGGGCUGGACGGCCGCGUGGGGCUGCGGUACACUAUCAAGAGCGUAGUGUGA
Messenger RNA from Monoraphidium neglectum, 1581 nucleotides. RefSeq lists its product as hypothetical. The transcript is spliced from 3 exons. The record is from RefSeq and is a predicted model, not a curated record. Bases 1 to 1581 code for a protein of 526 amino acids. NCBI's taxonomy places the organism in Eukaryota, Viridiplantae, Chlorophyta, Chlorophyceae, Sphaeropleales, Selenastraceae.